AUGUCCGAGAGUCUGUUGAAGCAAGUUAUUCAUGAUGAACUGAAUCUGUAUAAUUUAUUGGAGUUACCACUGGACAAAUUUACGAAAAUUUCCACUGCGGAUUUAAAGAGGCAGUACAGGAAACUGUCACUGAAAUAUCAUCCAGACAAGACGACAGAUCAAAAUGCUGAAAGGUUCCACGCUGUGUCAAUGGCGAUGCAGAUUCUGGGAGAAGAUCAUUUGAGGUCCGUUUACGAUAAAUGGUUGGGACAGUACAUUCGAGACAAUAAAGAUAGGAAUAAAAUGAUUACCAGGUUGAAAACUAGGGAGAGAGCACCGCAGAAGAAAAGCGGGCAUUACGAUCUCAAUGAAAUGCAGAAAUAUGGUGAACAAUUGCGUAAAUUGAAACAUUUCAGAAUGAGUUAUGGUGAUUGGCAGCAUUUAAAUCUUGACACCGACCCAGAAGAACACAGCCUAUAUGACUCGUGUACGUUACGUUUUGAAGUUUGGAAUGAAAAGUUAAAAUUAAGAAAUAAUCAAGAGCUGAAGGAUUACGUCUUAAAGAAAUUUAAUUUUGUAACAGAUGAAAUAUUCGAUGUCUAUUAUUCCGAGAGAAAUGAGUAUCGUUCUCACGACAGCAAUGUACUAGCCAUCUACGUAGUGUUCAAAACUCCAUUACAGUCUCGAAAAGAGUUCGAUCAAUGCCGAAAUCUAUUGGACGAUGAAGUGAUUGACGUAUCGCCAAGAACUCCUCUACAUUACUACCCAGAACCACAGGAAAACUUAAAAUUCAAACUUGAUGACAAUAUUCUUAAUGCAAUCAAUGACCACCAAGACCCAAUCGUCAUAGACUAA
Molecule: messenger RNA, 834 nt
Organism: Kazachstania africana CBS 2517
Lineage: Eukaryota; Fungi; Ascomycota; Saccharomycetes; Saccharomycetales; Saccharomycetaceae
Gene: CWC23
Product: U2-type spliceosomal complex subunit CWC23
Exons: 1
Coding region: 1-834 (277 amino acids)
Biological process (GO): spliceosomal complex disassembly
Cellular component (GO): spliceosomal complex
Source: RefSeq, a predicted model, not a curated record